AGCCACUGUGGCCCAAGCACCUGCUGUAGGGGCCAGCGACCCGACAGGCCUCGCUCGCCGCUCGACUUUGGGGCCCUCUCUCCCCGACCUCUGCUGCGCAAUGGCGGGCAUCAGCACCUACGCGGCGGUGCCCCCUGGGCCCGGGGGCCUCCGCAACAAGGCACGCGGAGGCCGCUCGUUCGCGGCAGCAGGGGAGUCACCCGAGCCGCCCCUCUACAGCACGAGCCUGGUGCAGACCAAGAGGGAGGCGCUGAGGGUGAAGCACGGCAACGCCGUCAGCGGGCGCUCGCCCAGCGAUCUGCUAGGCGCGGCAUCGCCCUCGGGGCUCCGGACCCCCAGGGCGGCGCCUCCAGGGAACCUGGCGGGCCUGGUGCGCCUGUUCUGGGACCCCAUCUCGCUGCUGCUCGUGGCGUGGCCCCUGGGCUGCCUCGCGCACUUCCACGACUGGGGGGACAUCCCCGAGUUCUGGCUCAACUUCCUCGCCAUGGUCCCGCUCGCGAAGAUCCUCGGGGAUGCCACGGAGGAGCUCGCCGCCGGGCUGAAGAACGACACGUUGGGCGGCCUGCUGAAUGCCACCUUCGGCAACGCCGUCGAGAUGAUUCUGACCGUGCAGACCCUGCGGGCAGGGCAGAUCGGCGUCGUGAAGGGCACGCUGCUGGGAAGCAUCCUCUCGAACCUGCUGCUCGUGCUGGGCAUGUCCUUCUUCGUGGGGGGGCUCACGCCGUCUAAGGGCUCCAGGAUCGGCAAGGAACAGACUUUCUCGACCCAGGCCGCCCUGACCAACGUGACGAUGCUGCUGUUGGCGUGCUCCGCCUUUGCGUUCCCCGCGGUCUUCUUUUCUCAGGACGAAAUCGGCAGGGAGUACAUGGAGUCCCAGAUGUCCGAGCUGGGCACCUUCGCGGGUGGUAGCACCCCCAGGUUGCUGCAGAUCUCCCGCUGGUGCAGCGUGUAUAUCUUGGCUGCGUACGUCGCUUUCCUGGUCUUCCAGCUCUACACGCACGCGGACGUGUUCAGGGGCGGCUCGGGCGACGACGAGGAGGAGGAGGAGGCUCAGCUCUCUCCAGCCGUCGCGGUGGCGCUGCUUUUCGUCACCACAUGCCUGGUGGCAGCCUCCUCGGAGUUCCUGGUGGACUCGAUCGACGGGCUGGUCGACAGCUGGGGUCUGAGUAAGGCAUUCAUCGGCGUCAUCCUGCUGCCCAUCGUUGGGAACGCCUGCGAGCAUGCGGGAGCCGUGCGCAUGGCAGUCUACGACAAGAUGGACAUCACGAUCGGCAUCGCCGUCGGCUCGUCGACGCAGAUCGCCCUCUUCGUGGUGCCAUUUGCUGUGAUCGUUGGCUGGGUUAUCGAUCAGCCAAUGGACUUGGACCUGGGGGCGCUACACACCACGAUCAUGAUGAUGGCCGUGUUGAUCACGUUCAGCGUGGUUUCCGAUGGGGCUGCGAAUUGGCUCGAGGGUUUCAUGUUGAUGAUCGCCUACUUCGUGGUGGCAACGCUUUUCUGGUUUCUACCCGAGAACCACGGUGCGUAGCGCGCUGGGUAUUUUUGUUCGAGUUCGUGGCGGCGGUCGGUCUGGAAUCAUUGUAAGAGAUCGUUCCUUACUUGACUUUGAUAGUACCAGCGGGCAGUGGAUUACGAAAGAUCACGCUUGCUGCUGAUUUAGCACAUGGGACUAAAGGUCUCAAUCUGUUCGUAUGGCAGACUACUUCAGCGGACUACCAACUUGUCACUGCAUGAAUUGAGCGGGCGCCGUCUGGCAUAGGAUCACAGCCCGCCAAAUCAGAUCUCAUCUAUCGUGCACCGUACAGUCCUUAGGCUUUGAUCGAGCGACCUUAGGCUUGAACAAGUCGCCGCACAUCCACCUCCUCCUCCUCCUCCUCCUCCUCCUCCUCCUCCUCCUCCUCCUCC
Messenger RNA from Prorocentrum cordatum, 1905 nucleotides. NCBI's taxonomy places the organism in Eukaryota, Dinophyceae, Prorocentrales, Prorocentraceae. The record is from the annotation of a GenBank genome assembly.